AUGGAGACUUUUUAGAAUAUUACAAAGAGCCCAGGUGUAACCUAUUAACUGUUUAUUAAAAAAACUUAAAUCAGAGACAAUAAUUACAAAAAAGCAGGUUGUCCUAUUUAUGUGAGCAAGAUGAACCUUUAAUAAUCACCAAGAUUAAAUUGCCAAUUAAAAUCUUAAAUUACUGGUGACAAAAAAUAUAAAAUAAGAUCUAAUUCUUUAAAAUAUGAUUACAACAACACAUAUCGACAAACAUAGACAAAAUGCCUAAUCAAUUAAUAAUAAAUCAACUAAGUUCCAUAAAAAAGAAGGAUUGAAUCUAUGGAAUAAUCAAUAUAUUAGGGAAAACAAUAUAAACAUUAUACAUAACAUCAAAAAGAAUUUAACAUAGUUUUACCAUAAUAAUUGUUACAAAAACAAAAAUAAAACCCGAAAAUUGUUUAAACUUAAGCAAUAACUGAGCCUUCUUUGAUUGAAGCCUUACAACCAUGGGAAUCAUAUAAUAAUUCUUUAGCUUACUAUUAAUGA
Molecule: messenger RNA, 516 nt
Organism: Paramecium octaurelia
Lineage: Eukaryota; Ciliophora; Oligohymenophorea; Peniculida; Parameciidae
Source: the annotation of a GenBank genome assembly